AAUUAGCAGUCAAAAAGCGAACUCUUGCAUGUAUACUGAUCACUGCAAGAAUCAGUCUCAUUACAACAGGAGUCACCAUGUCUGCUCCCCGGCGGUCGCCUUCUGCGAUUCCAAGAUGCUCAUCAUUUCAGAGCACAGAACUUCCCACUCAAUUGCCCAAGAAGCGAAAGUAUUUUGAAAAUCUAAAGAGCUCCUCAUUUCAGAAUGCAGAGGAACCUCUUACUCAAUUACCCAAGAAGAAAAAGCCUUUGGACGACACAGUAAUAAAUGGAGUUUAUCGGCGUGGAUGUUGGACGAAUGACAAAACAAAUCUCAACAUGGACUCUAGAGGAUGGCAGGAAGAAUUGCCGAGGCAGUUCUCUUCAUCCUCAGGCACACCUCCAAUUCGUAAGAAGGAAUCGGACGACACAGUAAUAAAUGGAGUUUAUCGGCGUGGAUGUUGGACGAAUGACAAAACAAAUCUCAACAUGGACUCUAGAGGAUGGCAGGAAGAAUUGCCGAGGCAGUUCUCUUCAUCCUAUGGGAACACACCUCCAAUUCGUAAGAAGGAAUCAGAAGAAUUGCCGAGGCAGUUCUCUUCAUCCUCAGGCACACCUCCAAUUCGUAAGAAGGAAUCGGAGAAAGAUGUAAUAAACGCCGGUUUUGAUCCUUCAUGCUUGGGUACUAAAAAGACUGAUCUCAGCAAGGUCCUUGGAGGAGCGCAAGCGCCUGCUAAUCCUGGUGUGCCAAAUCCUCCUCCGCCUCCUCCACCUGGUAAUGCUUCCGGUGUAAGGAACCCUUUCUUCUACUCAAGGAAUACAAAGCCAUACUAAUUUACACCCUGUACCUCAUGACAUGGUUUAUCAUUAUGUAAACAAAUGUACAUGAUUUUCAUUGAUUUUAUUUAACAUUUAAAAACAGAAACCAGCAUCUUUUAACAGAAUAUAGAAAUUUGCUUGUUUUACUUCUUUUUUAACCAAAAGGAUCCCUACAUAACUUUUUAACGAAUUUUGUAGCUUAAGACCUCAGUUUUUCAUCAGUGUUGGAUAGACAAAAUAUUAGUGCGCAAAAAACCAGAGGAACACCAUAUGAAGGACGAGUGCACUGUCUAAAGCAGUGGUUCUCAAAGUUUUCCGGACCGCGGACCACUUUACUUAAGUAAAAGCUAUGGCGGA
This is a messenger RNA of Pomacea canaliculata, 1154 nucleotides long. RefSeq lists its product as uncharacterized. The transcript is spliced from 10 exons. NCBI's taxonomy places the organism in Eukaryota, Metazoa, Mollusca, Gastropoda, Architaenioglossa, Ampullariidae. The coding region runs from base 78 to 812 and encodes 244 amino acids. The record is from RefSeq and is a predicted model, not a curated record.